Messenger RNA from Oncorhynchus keta (chum salmon), 6519 nucleotides. Its product is annotated as dystroglycan 1-like. NCBI's taxonomy places the organism in Eukaryota, Metazoa, Chordata, Actinopteri, Salmoniformes, Salmonidae. Gene Ontology annotation, molecular function: calcium ion binding; laminin binding. Gene Ontology annotation, biological process: muscle attachment; nerve development; morphogenesis of an epithelium. The record is from RefSeq and is a predicted model, not a curated record. The transcript has 3 exons. Gene Ontology annotation, cellular component: dystrophin-associated glycoprotein complex; sarcolemma; dystroglycan complex. The coding region runs from base 1081 to 3777 and encodes 898 amino acids.
GGCUCUGGCUCCUCGGACACAGCUCAAAGACGUAGCUAGGAGACAUUUGUGUGCGUCUCAGGGAAAGAGAGAGAGUGAGAGAGAGAGAGAGAGAGAGAGAGAGAGAGAGAGAGAGAGAGAGAGAGAGAGAGAGAGAGAGAGAGACGGAGAGAGAGAGAGAGAGAGAGAGAGAGAGAUAGAACUCGAGGGAGGGAUAGAGCUGGCUAAAUGACUGUAGACCUCUCUAGCUGAUCCGGGAGGUGGUUUUGCUACUUAGCCCGUCAUGUGAUUGGCUUGUAAUCCUUCGGUUUUUCUUAUUAUUUUUUGUUGUUGUUUAACUUGAUUUUCAGAAGCAGUCUACCUACCAGCGCAGAGAAGGCAAGUAAGAAUAGGACUUGUAAUCAAAUACCGGUGCGUUUUUUUAGUAGGGUAGGCUGGGCGCUUCUGCAGGGUGGUGGACCCGAACACAAGCUUCCUGUGGAGACUCACUACCAUCUAGCAGAGACGACAGCGGGAACACCUUUAAUACUUGUUUGGAAACGUCCAGAGAAGGAGUUCUCUCUCUUCACCUGGGUCGUUGCCGCUGGUUCUUCUUUUCAGUCCUUCUACAAAGAAGAGGAUUUCAAGGAAUAUAAUAUAUGCCACAGAUUAAAAGGUCUCAAAUGCUCGGUUAACAAUGGGAUCUACGAACCACUGAAGAGCCUCUGACAAAGGAACAAGGGAAACAAGAGGAGAGGAGAGGAGAAAAGGAGAGAGAGAAAUCAAAGGAGAGGGGACUCUGAGAGAGAGAGAGAGAGAGAGAGAGAGAGAGAGAGAGAGAGAGAGAGAGAGAGAGAGAGAGAGAGAGAGAGAGAGAGAGAGAGAGAGAGAGAGAGAGAGAGAGAGAGAGAGAGAGAGAGAGAGAGAGAGAGAGAGAGAGAGAGAGAGAGAGAGAGAGAGAGAGAGAGAGAGAGAGAAGGAGCUCCUUUAGCUCCUAUUGAAAAGAAAAGCGGAGGUUGGGUAGGAUCAGCUUUGUGUCUGUCGGUGUGUGGUUGGGUUGCAUGCUGUCCUCUCCAGGGGACAUCCUCCUUUGUGUGAGAGAUAGUUAACAAAAGACAAAGAAUGCCCAAUAAACAGAGAGGAGAGUGUCGAGCGGCGGAGGAGGCUAGAGCGUGGAUGCCUGGUCUGGGGAGCUUAGCUGUGGGUUGCAGGUCUAGUGUGUUGCUGCUACUGGCUCUCAUGGUAUCUCUGGCUCAAGGGGCCUGGCCACUGGAUCAAUCCCAGGGACAGGUGGAGGUGCUGGGGGACAUGAUGGUGGACGGACCCGGGGAGCUGGAGGCCUCCAUGCACUCCUCCAUACUGUCAGACUUCCAGGCGGUGGAGGCUUUGAAUCCGGUGGCGGAUGCAGUUCAGCAUUCUGCAGUAGGAGCAAGGGGAGUGUCAGGAUUCCCUGACUCGUCUGCUGUGGUUGGCCGGGUGUUUCAGAUGAAGGUUCCGGUGAAGACGGACCAUACCAGGAACAUGGUGAAGAUAACUGAGUCAGGCAAGGAGACGUUACCAACAUGGCUGCACUGGGACUGGGAGAGAAACGUCCUACAGGGUCUACCACUGGGUGAGGACAAGGGUGUCCACUAUAUCUCCGUCUCCGCAUCCAAUGGCAGCCAGGAUAUCUUCUCCAUCGAGGUGCACCCAGAGGAACACGCUGACACUGACCCGAUCCAGGUAGCCAUCCAGUCGGCGUCCAACAACUCCAACAACGAGGUAGAGCCAUUCGUCUGUGGCAACGAGGAGCCGGUGACGGUGCUCACAGUGAUUCUGGAUGCCGACCUGACCAAGAUGAGCUCCAGACAGAGGGUGGAGCUGCUGGGCAAGAUGAAGAAGUUCUCUGGCGUGGCGCUGCAGCACAUGAAGAUACUUCCCGUGGUCAACAACAGAUUGUUCGAUAUGUCCGCCUUCAUGGCCGGACCAGGAAAUGCCAAAAAGGUGGUUGAGAACGGAGCCCUGUUAUCCUGGAAGCUGGGCUGUUCCCUGGACCAGAGUAACGUCCCUAAUAUUGGUAGCGUCCAGGCGCCGGCUAAAGCAGGCACUAUGUCGGCUCAGUUGGGAUAUCCGGUCGUCGGUUGGCACAUCGCCAACAAGAAGCCUCAUAUCCCCAAACGGGUGAGGCGCCAGCUCAACAAUACCCCUACUCCUGUUCUAGCUCUGCUUCCCCCAACAUCUGUCGUCGAGCCCCCCGUUCGCAUUGUUCCCACCCUAUCGUCACCUGCCAUUGCUGCCCCCACAGACAGCUCUGCCCCACCCAUGAGAGGGCCUGUGCCCUUGCCCAUGAAGCCCACGAUCCGUGUCAGAGACUCUUAUUCCCACACUCCCACUCAGGGUGCACCCCUGCCAACCAGAGUGAUGGAGUCCACUAGUACCAUCUCCAUUGAACCCACCAUGACCAGGCAUACUGUUGUGGAAUCCACGCCGACACUCCCUCCACCCACCACAGUCGCCACCAGAAAGCCAACCAAGAAACCAAAGAGACCGAAGACCACUCCGAUGCCAAGGGAGCCCAAGACCACCACAGCCAAACCAGCCAGGCGCACUACCCCGUCGUCCAUCGUGCCUGACCCAAGAAACGAGAAACCAGAUCUCCGCAACCCCAUCGAUCAGGUCAAUGCCUUCGUGGGCACAUAUUUUGAAGUGAAAAUCCCAUCCGAUACUUUCUUUGACAAGGAGGACGGUACGACAGACAAGUUGAGGUUGACAUUGAGGAUGAACCACAACGAAGUGGUCGGAGAUGAUUCCUGGAUACAGUUUAAUAGCACAAGUCAGCUGCUGUAUGGUCUACCUGACUCGAACCACAUCGGGAAGCACGAGUACUUCAUGCAGGCCACCGAUAAGGGCGGUCUGAAUGCAAUCGAUGCCUUUGAGGUCCGUGUGAACCGCUGGGCUCCCAACGAUAAGUCUCCGGUCUUGUUCCAGGCUCGCUUCCACGGGGAACCUCACCAGGUGACCAACGACAUCCACAAGAAGAUUUUGCUCAUCAAGAAACUGGCGUACUCGUUCGGGGACCGCAACAGCAGCACGGUCACCCUGAGAAACAUCACCAAGGGAUCCAUAAUGGUGGAGUGGACCAACAACAGCCUCCAGCAGAACCCCUGUCCCAAGGAGAAGAUCCAGACCAUGUCCAGGAGGAUCUCUAACGCCCAGGGAAGGCCCUCCCAGACAUUCAUCUCCACCAUGGAGCCUGAAUUCAAACCCAUCGACAUCAAGGUCAAAGGGACAGCCGCCUGCCGGAACUACAUGUUCGUGCCGCCGAGUGAAAUCACCAUUCCUUUACCCCCGGCCGUCACCCCGGCGCUCGGCGCCGGACGCCAGAGCACGGACGACGUCUACCUUCACACGGUCAUCCCUGCGGUAGUGGUGGCGGCCAUCUUGCUGAUCGCCGGCAUCAUCGCCAUGAUCUGCUACCGUAAAAAGCGCAAAGGAAAGCUGACCAUCGAGGACCAGGCUACCUUCAUCAAGAAGGGGGUACCCAUCAUCUUCGCAGACGAGCUUGACGACUCCAAACCCCCUCCGUCCUCCUCCAUGCCGCUCAUCCUGCAGGAGGAGAAACCCCCACUGCCCCCGCCUGAGUACCCCAACAUGACCAGUCCAGAGACCACCCCCCUGAACCAGGACCUUCUGGGGGAGUACACGGCUCUGAGGGAUGAGGAUCCCAAUGCCCCUCCCUACCAGCCUCCACCCCCUUUCACUGUCCCCAUGGAAGGUAAAGGCUCUCGUCCAAAGAACAUGACCCCCUACAGAUCCCCACCACCUUACGUGCCACCCUAAGGUUAGCUGGCUCCUCCAGAGGAGGAGAGGGGCAGCAGGGGGGACUUGUAACCGUCUCACACCAGUGUUGUCUGUUUGGAAAUAAGGGGUGGGAGGAGGUGGGUAGAGGCUCUGCAAAGUGGCAAUGAACUUCGGACAUUUUGGGUUGGGAGGGUUUUGGGCUGAUCUGAUCAAGGCUGAGUUAAAGUUGAACGAUGGGAGGGAGGGAGAACUAGGUGGUAGCCUCGGCAACAAUAGCCACAACAAUGACACUAUUCAGUCUCUCGUCAUCUCAUUGGUUACAGCUGAACAGCUGAGAAGACACGCCCCUCCUGUCCCAGCAGCUUUUUUCUCCAUUUGAAACUAAAUGGCCUUUUGUUUUAUUUUGUGUCUUUUGGUUCUGGUUUUCUUCAGUUUUUGACUUGACUGUAAGAUCAAACUACUUGCCUUUUUUUUAAUCUUCUUUUAUCUUGAAUAAUACAAGAGGACAAUAAACAAACACACUGCAGGCAAAAGGGUUUUUAAUGAUGAGAUAGAGAGUUCUGUGAAUGAAAACAAACACAACAUAAUCAUGUUGAUCUGGGACAGCCAACCCUGCAGACAGUUAAACACAGUGGUUGAUUGAUGUGGCGGCGGCUGUUUGGAUUCAAUAAGGUUUGCCUUUUAACACAAAUUGUAUGUUUUUACCCUUAUUCACACAAUGUCUAGUCAAGAUGAGCAUAACAAGGGUAGCCUAAAAGAAUAAUUAGAAAUUAGUAUAAAAACAUUUUUUUUUUUUUACUUUAUAUUUUUAAGGUUAGAUUAGAUUAGAUAGGAUUGUUUUGGUGGUGGAGCAGAUCUCCUGACUGAAAUAGCCUGCAGGAUCUCUUUUUCCCCCAAUCAGAAAGGAACGGUACACCUAGUAGGUAGGCCUAGUCAGGGUUAGUGAACGUUAACAUGGAAGGCAAUGACAACCAGAUGGUUACCCUGGCCUGGUUAUUACCAGAUGGUUACCCUGGCCUGGUUAUUACCAGAUGGUUACCCUGGCCUGGUUAUUAUCAGAUGGUUACCCUGGCCUGGUUAUUACCAGAUGGUUACCCUGGCCUGGUUAUUACCAGAUGGUUACCCUGGCCUGGUUAUUAUCAGAUGGUUACCCUGGCCUGGUUAUUACCAGAUGGUUACCCUGGCCUGGUUAUUACCAGAUGGUUACCCUGGCCUGGUUAUUACCAGAUGGGUACCCUGGCCUGGUUAUUACCAGAUGGGUACCCUGGCCUGGUUAUGAUCAGAUUUCUUGUUUUUACUUUGCCUGAGUUUCCCAAAGCCACCCAAAAUCAUUCAAGAGAGAAAUAUAACACAAUUACAAUGCCCCUUUUCACUAUUUUUGUUUAAAGUGGGUUAAAAUGAGUAUCGUGAUCCGAAUAUGAUCAUAACAUUGACCAUUUGAAUGCCAUUUUGCCUUUAUGGUGAUGCGACAAGUGUCUUCUGUAAAUAACGAUGGAUCGGCCUGUGUUUAUUUUUUGUCCCCUAAAAAAACCAACGUUUUGUGUAAAUCAGAUAUGGAAAAAGCCUCCUGCAGUUUAUUUUAGACGAGGGGUCAUUUAUUUUUUUAUGUAGUAAUGAUGCUCUUGUUUUCACAGUUUAUGCGGUAAAAACAGUUUUUAGGGCCGUUGAGAAUGUCCUGAAUGGGACACAACAUGUAUUCACAACUCAAAGGUCAUUGUUGAGAGUUAGAGAGAGAGAAAGAAAUAAAUGGGAAUAUCCCAAUAACAAGAAAAAAAUGGUUGAUUUAAAAUCUCUAUCUAAUUUUUUUACAACGUUUUUUGAUACAGCAUCAAAUUGUAAAAACAAAAAAUAUAAAAUACAUGAAUAGUGUACUGCAAUUUGUAAAAUCUUAGAGUAGAGAAUUGAUUCCUUAUUAUAUACCUUUUCUCAUUGGUCACCUAUUUCAAAUUAUUUUUUUAUUUUUUUAUUUAGCCAUAUUGUCGAAUUGAAAUGUACCUCCUGUUAUACAGUCGGAAUGACCCAUUUUAUGUCAUCACACAUUUUAUUUAAUGUUCAGAUUCUUCACUAACGACUUUGAAAGUGACCCUUUGCAAUAAUGUAAGGUGGUGGUGGUGGUGGUGAGUGGUCAAUGCAGGUUAGAUGAGUGAUGAUGUACUACACGCAUAAUGAUGAUGUGCACGCAUAAUGAUGAUGUGCACGCAUAAUGAUGUUGAUGAUGUACACGCAUAAUGAUGAUGAUGAUGUACACGCAUAAUUUUGAUGAUGAUGAUGUGCACGCAUAAUCAGUGAUGAUGUACACGCAUAAUGAUGAUGAUGAUGAUGUACACGCAUAAUGAUGAUGAUGUACCUACAUAGUUUGUUUUCGCCCAGAUACAAAGUGUUGCAUUUUUGAGUGUCCAUUUAUUAUGGAAGCCGACCUCUGUCUCUAUAUCCAGAUAAUUCUCCCUUCUUCACACGUUUGAAAUUCUAAUCCAACAAGCUCCCAUAGUAUUGGAAUGAAUGAAUCAUCAGUAUAUAUAUAUAUAUAACAGAGUGGACUAUGGUGGUAUAUCUCGCUUGGUAUGUUGCCAUACAUUAUAAUAUAGAGAUUUAUUUUGUAUUGAUGAGCUUCGGUUAUAAUUGGUUUUCUAAUGCUUCCCCAUAUAGAUGAGUCAGUAUGUGUACGUCCGUAGAGGUUUCAUUAAGGAGUGUAUCCCAUCUCUCUAAUCUGUCAGCCAUUUUGAGACUCCCCAAUUCCUGGCACAAUAACCGGCUCGUAAUUCUUUCUCCUUGAACUAAAAC